AUGCGGAUCCAACUCGUUAUUUCGACGCUCGCGUGGGCCUCGUUGAAUGACCCCGACUUCCUCCCUCUCGGCCUCGGUGGGCGGCUAGGUGGCCUCGGAGUCCACGCCGCCCCAGCCAGAGCUCCUACCACCUCUUUAGCUUCUACGCCCCAAACCUCAGAAGCCGCUCGAGCCCUUCAAUUCGGUCAAGUGUUGCAAGGUGUUGUUCCGACCUCACUCUUGGCAACGGGGGAUGGGAUGACAUACGGGAACGUUUCGGUCCAGACCGCAGGAGACACGGCGGCGAGUGUCUUGCGGGUCCUGACCCGGGAUGGGUGUCCGGCCGAAGUCAACAUUACCGUGAGUCCAAUGAGACCCAUGGCUUCAUCUGCGAAGCGGUGGAAAGGGUAUCACAUUUACCCCUCCCGUUGUUUGAGACAGGAUUGCUACUUCCUACGCCUCGACGGAGCCGGCAACCUUCAAACCGCUUCUGCCUCAUCGAGAAGGAGAAGAAGGUCCAAUCUCGACGGGACCAAUUUCGCGAUCGAACAAGACCCCAAUGUCGACUUUGAUGCCGAGGAAGAAUUCUUCGUCGGAAUGGCAUUGAGACAGCCGAACAUUCGAGUCGCUUGCUCCGAGGUGGAUGGGGGGGUCGACUCCGCUCGCUAG
Molecule: messenger RNA, 648 nt
Organism: Microbotryum saponariae
Lineage: Eukaryota; Fungi; Basidiomycota; Microbotryomycetes; Microbotryales; Microbotryaceae
Source: the annotation of a GenBank genome assembly